Molecule: messenger RNA, 1080 nt
Organism: Suillus clintonianus
Lineage: Eukaryota; Fungi; Basidiomycota; Agaricomycetes; Boletales; Suillaceae
Exons: 3
Coding region: 246-902 (218 amino acids)
Source: RefSeq, a predicted model, not a curated record
GGACAUGUCGGGUCGCAAUCGCUACAAAGGGCCAAUUAUAGUGGCGGGACCCACGCCCGCCAGCGCACCCUUCAAAAGCCCGGUAACGCCAUGCUUUUAUUGCCCUUGUGCCAGCUUCACUAUCUCACUCCUCGAGGUCGCAUAUCUUGCCCUGCAUCUUCCUUGCUGUCUCUUUAUCAACACAACCUCGCUCCUGGUAAAGGGCAGGCGCCACUUUUUCCCGAACAAAUUUGACUUGUCUUACAAUGGACAGCACCCCCAACAUGCAGACUCCUACAUCAUCGACUGCUCAAGUUCAUUUUUCCAGUGAUGUCCGCAACAUGGACAGCUGGGCCCGCCGUACAAGCAUCCCGUUGACCACAGCGGAAGCUUUAGGCACUACCUAUGCCCGUGCUCAUAAAUGGUUGCUGUCACUCAAAGCACAACUAAUUCAGCACCACGGAUGGCAGGACGCGGAAGCGGCCGCCGAUGCCCGUAUGCUUUUCACCGUAGAAGCGCCUUCUCCAUGGCGCUCCCCCAGUGGCCUCCCUUUGAGCCCCAAGUUGCGACUGCAGCUCCCCACACAUGCAUCCUCUUUUUUUUCUCCAGAGCGACGCGUUCAAUGGCAAAUGGUGUUCCACAGUGACAUAUUUGCCACCCAGCGACUCAUCGUCCAACCCAUCACCGACAUCCUGAAUCUCAUACAAUGCCUGCUCACCGGUGUUGUCACCCUCGUGUACGAGGAGCAACUACCACAGGGCACCUAUACCACCACUCGGGGUCUCCCGUCAGUGCAGUGGAUAACCAACAACCAAGCCGCCCUCCUUGAAAUCUUUGGGCAUGCCCAUUUCAAACAACUCUGGAAGGCCGCCAAUGACAGAACGACGUCAUUCAAAGUUGACUUUGAACCUCGGCGCCGUUGAUCGUGGAGUGGCACAAAAGCCCUUACCCUGGGGGCCAAGGCUCGCGUGCAACAAGCGCCUUCGUGUAUUCUUCUAAGCGCCAUCCUUUCAUUUCCCCACUUGUGAUCCGCUUCGCUACCUAGUUUGUUCCUUUGCCCUGCGCCGCAUUGUUACCACUCGCAUAUCGUUAAUUCGCUUU